Entelurus aequoreus (snake pipefish) is the source of this 2539-nucleotide messenger RNA. RefSeq names its product protocadherin alpha-C2-like. Gene Ontology annotation, molecular function: calcium ion binding. Gene Ontology annotation, cellular component: plasma membrane. The record is from RefSeq and is a predicted model, not a curated record. The transcript has a single exon. Gene Ontology annotation, biological process: homophilic cell-cell adhesion. NCBI's taxonomy places the organism in Eukaryota, Metazoa, Chordata, Actinopteri, Syngnathiformes, Syngnathidae. The coding region runs from base 131 to 2539 and encodes 802 amino acids.
AGCAGACGGAAAGGAACAUCUCCCGGUGCAGGACGAACGGAUUUGUAUACUUGGAGGAUUUAAAAACAAACAAACAAACAAAAAACCUGAAUUUUGAUUGCACGCCGACGAAAAAAAAAGAACGAAAACAAUGUGUGUUUUUAAAAAGACAGAGAAGAGGACGAGGCGUCAUCCGACAUUCCUUCUUUUGUGCGCCGUCCUGCACUGCACGUCUGCGGUGACGCACUAUUCCGUCCCGGAGGAAAUGGAGGAAGGAUCCGUCGUGGCCAACUUAGCUGCGGAUUUAGGUCUGGAUGUGAAAACGCUGCUUGAGAGGAAAGUGCGCCUGGAGACCAUCGCCGGUGGGAAAUAUCUGGACUUGAACAAAGAAACCGGCGAGCUGUACAUCGCCGAGCGCAUAGACAGGGAGGCUCUGUGUCCCACCAAAAUGUCAUGUUACCUGAAAAUGGAGGUGAUCAUCGACAAUCCCAAACGGAUAUUCUACAUUGAAUUAGAGGUGCUGGACAUAAAUGACAACGCUCCUCAUUUCCGAAGGGACACCAUUGAUUUGGACAUUUCAGAGGCGACGCAGGCAGGUGAGCGCUUCUCUGUGAGCAACGCAGUGGACCCGGACGUCGGGGACAAUUCUGUGAAAACAUACCAAUUAAGUGAAAGUAAAUAUUUCACUAUAGAAAUUCAGACUGGAAGAGAUGGGUCUAAAUUCGCUGAUUUGAUUCUGAAAGAGGCUUUGGACCGAGAGCUGCAGGCUGUGCAUAAAUUAAUACUAACGGCAGUAGAUGGCGGUACACCCUCACGUUCUGGCACUGCCAGGAUUAUUGUUCAGGUUUUAGACACCAAUGACAACGCCCCUUUGUUUGAUGAAUCUAUUUACAGUGUGAACAUAAUGGAGAAUUCUCCUAUUGGCAGCCUUGUUAUUGAUUUAAAUGCGACUGACUUAGAUGAAGGCUCCAACUCCGAUUUAACAUAUUCAUAUAGUUUAUACACACCAGAGAAAACACAAGAAACGUUUCACUUAAAUCCUACUACUGGUGAGAUUACUGUUAGAGGAAUGUUGAAUUAUGAAGAUUUUAAGAUUUAUGAUAUGGAAGUUAUAGCAGCAGACAAAGGAGUCAACAGUUUAUCAGGACAAUGUACAAUUAAAAUUCAAGUUGAGGACAUGAAUGACAACCAUCCAGAAAUAUCUAUUAAAUCUUUCCAAAGUCCAGUCAGUGAGAAUAUUGAUGUUGACACGGUGAUAGCAGUGGUCAGUGUGAGUGAUAAGGACUCAGGUGACAAUGGAGUAGUGGAUCUUCACAUUCCUCGUAAAAUGCCUUUUAAACUGAGGGAGUCCUCUGAUAACUAUUACGAGUUAGUGGUCUCCGAGCCUUUAGACCGUGAGAAGGUUCCAGAAUAUGACAUCACCUUCACUGUCACAGACCGAGGCUCCCCUCCUUUGAGUGACAAUGAAACCAUGACUUUACAGCUGCUGGAUGUGAAUGAUAAUGUUCCACACUUCCCUCAGUCCUUUUAUACCAUACGUGUGAUGGAGAAUAACGCUCCUGGCGCCUUGCUCAGUUCACUCAGUGCGUUUGACCCUGACCUCCAUGAGAACCAGUACCUAGUUUACUUCAUCCUAGAGAAGGAGAUCGUCAACACCUCCAUGUCCAUGCUGUUCUCCAUCAAUCCAGAGAACGGGAACCUUUACGCACUAAAGACUUUUGACUAUGAGAUGGAGAAGGACUUUCUGUUCCACAUUGAGGCCAGAGACUCUGGCUCUCCUCCACUCAGCAGCAACGUCACAGUCCACAUCAUCAUUAUGGACCAGAAUGACAACACCCCAGUUAUUGUCUCUCCUUGGCGAGCGCACGGCUCCGUGGUGGAGGAGAAGAUCCCCAGAUCCACUGAUAAAGGAUCUCUGGUCGCCAAGGUGAUAGCUUUGGACGUGGACUCGGUGCACAACUCUCGCAUCACCUACCACUUCCUGCAGGUGACUGAUGCCACCUUGUUCAGUCUGGACCAGUACAACGGAGAGAUCCGCACCAUGAGGAUGUUCAGUUACAAAGAUCCACGUCACCAGAGACUGGUUGUUGUUGCCAAGGACAACGGGGAUCCGGCUCUCUCUGCUACAGUCACCAUCAAGCUGUCCACGAUGGAGACUGCUGUGAAGGCCCACUCGGACAUGACUGAGGUGCCCAUGGAAUACGACAUCUUCUCAGACCUCAACCUGUAUUUGGUCAUCGGUCUGGGCUCAGUGUCCUUCCUGCUGCUCAUCACCAUCUUGGUCACCAUCGUGCUCAAGUGUCAGAAUACCAAGCCCAGCAUGGCGGCUCCGCCCAGCAGGAACAGUGUGAUCAGUGAGAGGAACUCCACCAUCGCAGAUUCCACUCUGGUGUCCAACGAUGCCUACUGGUACAGUCUGUUUCUGGCAGAGACCAGGAAAGGAAAGAUGGUGGUCAGGCAGCCUGUGCCAAAGGGUUCCCGAUACAUCGUGUCCAGUAUUCCCAGGAGCACAGGCAUGUCUGAGACUAGUGGCUCUGCUCCUUCAACCUUGCAGGUAUGA